AUGGCAUUACGACCUCCAGCCAAUUGCCCGGAGACAGUAAAGCUGCACAUUUGCGAGCGAAUCUACGUUUGGCUAUGGGACUUCCUGGUCGGUAGCGCCGCCUAUCCGAUGCAACACUCCGUAGGCAUAGAAGUGCGGGUGACGAACGAGAUCCCCGCGCCCUCGGGAAACGGGGGCGACAGGAGGGACGCCGCCCCCCCAUGGAUCGCCACGUCCGCAUCCGGCCAGGCGACGCCACCCACGCCGACGAAUCCGCACCAGUACUUGUCGCCCCACGUCUUCCAAGGACGGAACUCGCUAUGUUCCGCGAACGAUUACACUCUGCGCAGGAGGCGUCCCAUGACCCUGCGGAUCGGACCCCGAUUGAGUCUGCCCUGCAGAAGCACAUCGGCUCCGACCACUACGACCGACGGGGAGUGGCCCGCCUUAAGGUACUUACUCGAUUACCCGUACUCAGCCUAA
Messenger RNA from Orussus abietinus, 462 nucleotides. RefSeq lists its product as uncharacterized. Lineage: Eukaryota; Metazoa; Arthropoda; Insecta; Hymenoptera; Orussidae. The transcript has 4 exons. The record is from RefSeq and is a predicted model, not a curated record. Bases 1 to 462 code for a protein of 153 amino acids.